Molecule: messenger RNA, 483 nt
Organism: Vicia villosa (hairy vetch)
Lineage: Eukaryota; Viridiplantae; Streptophyta; Magnoliopsida; Fabales; Fabaceae
Exons: 1
Coding region: 1-483 (160 amino acids)
Source: RefSeq, a predicted model, not a curated record
AUGUCAAAUGUGAUUUCACCAUUCAAAAUGGAAAAACGAAAUCAGAGAUAUAUGGUUUGCGUGAGUGGAUUUGCAGCGGAGGAUAAAUGGAUGCGCUUCUCUGAUAUGAGUCAUCUAAUAGAAAGUGCGUGUGAGAGGGUGUGUAUUAAUCUUACAAGAUACGGUUUCUCGAAGACUUGUUUCCCUCUGCGCACUGCUCCAAUACCAAAUCCAAAUGAUUGUAUCAUAUGUGUUGGAUGGGUUUCAAAUCCGCAGUACUUUGUUCAAGUGUAUUUGAAAUCGGAAUGCCCUAUACUACCUACAUCACCAGAGUGGGCGAUUCAUUUCACAAUCUCACGCGAGACUUGGCCAGACCAAUUCAUUAAAAGGAUGCAAGAAUACAACAAGUUGAACAAAAUUGAAAUAGAAAAAAAUAGAGAAAAGUUAAAAGAGGUGCCACCGAUGGAUUUGGUCGACAACAAUCUUUUCGGCUCAUUUAAGUAG